AUGAAAAAAAAGAUUCAGCCAAAUCUCUUUCUGAUCUAACGAUAACAUGGAAAUGGAAGAGCCUUGUCACAUCAUGAACCCGCAUCAACAAACAUGUCCUUAUUAUACUGAUUCGUUUUCAUCAGAAAGCUUCAAAGAUCAUCCCAAUUUGGUCUCAGUAAACCAGUCUAUUCCACUAGCCUCCAUUAAUGGAGAUCCAGACAAAAAAGAAGAUCAUAAGGCAGCUGAAAGUAGCCCUUUUGCCCCAAACUACAGUUCCUUAUCCAGCACUUUCACUAUAUCUUUUGGAAACCCUACAUCACCAGAAGAUAUUAAACCAUAUCAACCCUAUGGAGGAUCCAAAUUCAAUAAUUACCCUGACGUAAUGACGCCUAAAGAGGAAACAAGUCUCAAUGAAUUUCUUGGAUCUAUUGAGCUUACCAGAAGGGUUCAGACCACAAGAAGAAAUCAUAGACAAGCUCAAGAACAUGUCUUGUCAGAGAGAAAGAGAAGAGAGAAGUUGGCUCAACGCUUCAUGUCCUUAUCUGCUCUCCUUCCUGGAGUUAAAAAGAUGGAGAAGGCUACUGUGUUGGAAGAUGCAAGUAAGUACAUAAUACAACUUCAAACCCGUGUAAAGGAACUAGAAGGAACAAUUAGCGGAAAAGAUAACAUCCAUGAAUCAAAUGUUUCCAUAACGAGAUCCAGGUUUUAUGUUAAUCAUGGAGACCAUGGAGCUUCUUCCCAUGAAAUGGAAGACUUCCCUAGCAGCGGCACUUAUGACCCUGAGAUCAAAGCAAGAAUUUCUGGACGAAACAUACUUUUAAGAAUCUACUGCGGGAAAAAUUUGUCGAUAGUUUUAAAAACUUUAACGGAGAUGGAGAGACUUCAUAUCACCAACAUUUGUUGCAGCAUUCUUCCCUUCUCCAACACUGCCAAUCUAGUUACAAUCACUGCUCAGAUGAGUGAUCAGAUGGUCAUAACCAGGAGGUAUUUUGUGAAAUGCCUACAAUCAGCUCUUUGUAAUUUUCGUUGACAUGUACUUAAUUAAGCUAAAAAUUUACGGUACAUCUGACCCUCCUUUGAUGUACCCUCCUUUUAUCUUGUAUUAAUUAUUUGUUGAAUAUAAUGUUGUAUAAUUUUUAAAUGGGUUUGAUAGAUUAUUAGUUUACAU
This is a messenger RNA of Lactuca virosa, 1150 nucleotides long. NCBI's taxonomy places the organism in Eukaryota, Viridiplantae, Streptophyta, Magnoliopsida, Asterales, Asteraceae. The record is from the annotation of a GenBank genome assembly.